CUAAGUGAACAGAUUCGGUGCAUAGGUGAACGAACGGAGACUCAAAUUGCUGUUCUUCAGGAAGUCGAUGAUUUCUUUCGAAAGCGCGGAGAGGCUGAAGCGGAGUAUUCGCGCCAGCUGGAGAAGAUUGCAAAGGGUAUUAUGCAACGUCAUAAAACUGAAAAGAACAGACGUGAUAGCUGGACGCAACAUGCUGCAUGUUCUGCGUGGCAACAUUUGGUUGAUGACACAAAAGCUGAGGCUCAGCAGAGACAAGUGCUCGCCGAGUUGUACAGCAAACAGAUCACUGCUAGUAUUAGUUCAAGAUGUGAAGACUUGAACAAAAUUAGUAAACGCUGUCGAGAGAUUGGUGCUCUUUCUCAUAGUGAAUUGAAUCGAGUGCUCACGGAACUUCACACUGCCAUGAAAACAUAUCAAUUGUGUUAUUCGGAAAUGAAUGGCGUCGAAAGGAAGCUACGCAUAGCUGAAGAGGAAAAACGACGAUAUGAAGAGGCCAAUCCCGGAAAGGCGGAAAGUACUCGCAAGUAUCGCAACUUGUGCAAAUAUUUAAGGAAAAGAGCAGAUAAAUAUAACGUGGUUCAUUCCAAAUGUACAAAAGGACGUAAUGAGUAUUUGAUGUGUAUCCGAGCUGCAAAUGCGGCAUUACACAGAUUCUUCGCGGAAGAUCUCAGUUACCUUAUCGAUUGUAUGGAUCUUGGUAUGGAUUACUGGACUAGAGCAUUACUAGGUCAAGUAAUUGAUGUGCGUAAGCGACUUUCCCAGAGGGAAAUGGAUAGCCUGGCAGAGUUAGGAACCCUGAGAUCAGCGGUAGAUGCAAAAGCAGAUAAGCAGCGUUUCUUUGAAGCCCAUCAUGCGACGUUCAUGCUUCCAAAGCAGUUCGAGUUCAGACCUCAGUUAGGCGAUUGUGUUUAUACCGUAUCAGCAGAAAAAGGGAUUGCUGUUGAAUUGGCUCAACGUCAAAAGCAGAUCGAAAGGCGCUUAGAGGGAUUGCGCUUUGAAAGCGAUGAGGUGUGGAAAAGUCUCGAGGCAUCUGAUCGUCAACUUCUGCAAAUGUAUAAUAGUGAUUUCAAAGACAAAGAGGAACAGGGGAAGUGGCGACAAGACAUACUAGUCACCUAUCAGUACUAUCUAAAGAAGUUCGAAUACUUCUUGUUGAACGGAAACCUGAUCGAGCGCCUUGAAGCAAGAAGUCGCGCUAUUAGUGAAGCGUUGUCACAAGCAGCAGGUGUGCUAACGACUAAUAUGACAAUGCCGAGUACUGAAGAGCGCACACGACGACGACCGAAACGUAUUGGUGUUGCCGAUGCUGAUGAUGCGAAGCCACGCCCGAAGCUUUUCGGUGGAAGCCUCGACGAAUAUGCAGAGGUGACUGGCGAAGCAAUACCACUAGUGGUUGUAUCAGCUAUAAACUAUUUAUCGCGGUACUCAUUACGAAAUCAAGGACUGUUUCGAGUUAGCGGUUCUCAGUCGGAGAUCAAUCGCUUUAAGGAGGCUUAUGAAAGAGGUGAUGAUGCUUUUGCUGAGCUAACUGACGGCAGUGAAUCUAAUUCUGUUGCCGGUGUUCUGAAACUCUACCUAAGAGAGCUGCGUGAGCCACUGUUCCCAAUAUUCUUGUUCGAUCAAUUUACCGACUGCGCUAAGGCCGAUUGUCCCCAAGAUUUCGUGCGUAGGGCAAGAGAACUUAUAUUGAAACUGCCGGUUUCCCAUAUUCUGUUGUUGCGUUUUUUGUUCUCCUUUUUGUCACAUUUAUGUGAGUUUGCUGACGAGAAUAUGAUGGAACCACACAAUAUGGCUAUUUGUUUCGGUCCGACUCUAAUGCCUAUUCCAGAAGGAAAGGAUCAGGUUUUUUAUCAUAAUUUCGUAAAUGAGCUGGUACGAAACCUUAUCCUGCACGUGAAUGAGGUAUUCCCACAAGAUCUACCUGGUCCUGCGUACGACAAAUAUGCAGCGGUUGCAGACGAUGCAGAUCAAAUGGGUUUUAUGGAUGAUAUAGGCGAGAACACGGUUUUUCGAUUUAUCUUUACUUUCUUCAGCGACGGUUUGUCGGAAGACGAAGACUGCUUGCGUAAUGGUAUUGGUGGCGGUGUGUCAGCUGAUUCUGCUCUGGCAGAGUCCACCUACGAUAUGUCCACUUCGACAGACAUCGCACGUGAUCAGACUACCUCAACUCUUCAACAGGCUCCAACUCCAGAAGAACCGAGUCAGCCUACUAGCGUCUCGUCGAGGUAUAACUGA
Angiostrongylus costaricensis is the source of this 2235-nucleotide messenger RNA. The record is from the annotation of a GenBank genome assembly. NCBI's taxonomy places the organism in Eukaryota, Metazoa, Nematoda, Chromadorea, Rhabditida, Metastrongylidae.